Nomascus leucogenys (northern white-cheeked gibbon) is the source of this 517-nucleotide messenger RNA. RefSeq lists its product as uncharacterized. The transcript is spliced from 3 exons. The record is from RefSeq and is a predicted model, not a curated record. NCBI's taxonomy places the organism in Eukaryota, Metazoa, Chordata, Mammalia, Primates, Hylobatidae. The coding region runs from base 1 to 504 and encodes 167 amino acids.
AUGGAGCGCGCGGAUUGGCCGGGGGGAGGGAGAUUGGGAUGGGGCAGGAGAGAGCCCGCCGUUGAUUGGGUGGGCUUGGUAAAGGCCUUGAGCUCAGACCGGCUGAGCGCUGGGAGGAGGAUGGUCCGAAGGCACGACUCGGAGCCUGCGCGAUUGGCUAGGAUAGUAGGCGUUGAUAGGAUAGGGUGCCCGAUAGAAAUGAGAGGAGUUCGGGGUCGGGGCGCGGGAAGGCGGGAGGCGCCCGGCUACCCUAGGAGCCCGGCGCGGGGCACGAUGGGACGCCCCCGGGAAGAGGCGGAGCUGGGUUCGAACUCUGGGGCUGCGGUUGGGAAACUACUGGAGGAUGUGGUGCACCAGAAUAAGAGAAUAAACCAAGAAACAGGAAGACGUGAUCCCGGCAACAGGGUAUUCCAGUAUAGUGUUGGAAACAGAAGCCCAGUAGUGAAAGCUACAGCUGCCAGAUACUUGCAGUGGAAUCACAGGAGCAAUCGGAGUUCUUUAUAAAUGGCAGUAACAA